This is a messenger RNA of Entrophospora sp. SA101, 693 nucleotides long. Lineage: Eukaryota; Fungi; Glomeromycota; Glomeromycetes; Entrophosporales; Entrophosporaceae. The record is from the annotation of a GenBank genome assembly.
AUGGUUGCGAGAAUAUCGAAAAAUAAGAAAAACGAUCAUCAAUCUAUCGACGACAAAUCAAAAUAUAAUGUUGAUUGUGACAAUGAAGAAAAUGAAUUAUUGCCUGAAUAUUCGUGUACUGUAAAUCAUUCAGGAUUUGUACUGAUCAAGAAAGAGUUUACACGUAAAGGAUUAAAAGCAACAAAAAGAUCAUGGCAAAGAAGAUAUUUAUAUUUAUGGGGAACUUUUUUACGUAUUUAUGCACAUGAACCAGACAACAUCAACAUUGCAAAACCUCUAAAUCGAUUUAGCAUGCAAGACGCACAAGUAGAGUUGGCAAUUGAUUAUCCAAAGCGCAAGCACGUUCUAAGGAUAAAGUUCAAGACAGGUCAUCAAUAUUUAAUUCAGGCAGACGACAAAGAAGAAUGUGUCUCGUGGAUAGAGAGGUUGCAAUCUUCCUGUAACAUUUCAUCCACUAUCGAUGAAAGACAAAUGCCAAUGUUUAUCACUUUGCCAACAAGAAGAAGAAAUAACGGUGGAAAUAUUAGUAGUGGCGUUGAUGUCACCAAUAUUAUUCAUAAUGAUGGAUAUGAUAACUAUAGUACAUCAUUAGCAUCAACAUCUUUAUCUUAUCAACGAUUUAACGAGAUCGCAAGAGAAAUACAACAAGUUCAAAUAACCAAUUCUUCAAUAAAUUAUCAACUAUCGUGGUGA